Messenger RNA from Cygnus olor (mute swan), 2931 nucleotides. RefSeq names its product ankyrin repeat domain 35 (gene ANKRD35). The record is from RefSeq and is a predicted model, not a curated record. Gene Ontology annotation, molecular function: protein binding. NCBI's taxonomy places the organism in Eukaryota, Metazoa, Chordata, Aves, Anseriformes, Anatidae. The transcript is spliced from 14 exons. Bases 510 to 2333 code for a protein of 607 amino acids.
UACGCACCCAACGCACCCAACGCACCCAACGCACCCACACCACGCCCCGUGCACCCAACGCGCCCACACCCCGCUCGCCGCACCCAGCACCGCCCGGCCUCGCUGCGGGACGGCGGCCUCGGCCUCGGGGACCCCCCCCCCGCCGUGCGGGCGCGCAGCCACCAUGAAGCGCGUCUUCUCCUGCUCCAGCUCGCCCGUGGCGGCUCAGCGCUGGAGCAAGCGGGACCAGAAGCUGCUGGAGGCGGUGGAGAGGGGCGACGUGGGCAGGGUGGGCGCCCUCGCCUCCCGCAGAGCCGCCCGGCCCGCCAAGCUCAACGCCACGGGGCAAUCUGCCCUUCACCUGGCCGCCGCCAAGGGGCUGACCGAGUGCCUGACGCUGCUGCUGGCCCACGGGGCCCCCCGCCGACGCGCAGAAUGAUGACGGCAGCACCGCGCUGCACCUGGCCACCAUCGCCUGCCAGCCCCAGUGCGUCAAGGUCCUGCUGCAGUACGGCGCCGACACGCGCCACAUGGACGGGCAGCACCGCACCCCCCUGCACUGGGCCGCCUCCUCGGGCUGCGCCUCCAGCGUGCUGCUGCUCUGCGCCCACGGGGCCCCGCUGGACGUCGCCGAUGCCCACGGCCAGACGCCCCUGAUGCUGGCGGCGCGGGGGAACCACGCCGUCGUCUGCGCCCAGCUCCUGCAGAGCGGCGCCGACCCCGACCUCACCGACAGGGACAAGAAGACAGCCCUGGUCCUGGCCCGCGAGCACGGUGGCAUGGAGGCAGCUGCACAGCUCCUGCGCCACGGGGCCGAGGAGCGUGGGGGCCACGACGCCCGGCACGGCCGCAGCCACGCGCACCGAGAGAACGGAUCUGGUGGCGCUGGGGACCCCGAGCUGCAGGUUCCCCCGGGCCGUAGCAGCAGCAGCGAGGAGGAGGAGGAGGAGAAAAAGGAGAAAGAGGAGGAAAAGGAGCAGCAGGGUGAGCGUUGCACCCGGCGGGUGACGGUGCUGCGGCAGGAGCACACCCAGCGCGCCCCUGCCCCCAGCAUCCACCAGCGGGUGCAGGACCCGGCGUGGCCCCCACCCGGCACCAGCAGCGCGGCCGAGGAUGAGGAUGAUGAGGAAGGCCCCUGCCUCGCCCCGCCGGCCAAGCACGUGCAGGAGCUGGCGAGGAGGAAGGCUGAGGAAGAGGCCGAGCCCGCGGGUGCUGUGCGCAGCAGCCUGGCGGCGCCGGGGCUGGAGCAGGCGCUGAGCCAAGCCGACGGGACCUACGGCAGGGGGCUGGGGGGGACCCGCACCCCCCAGGAGGGAGCGGGACGGGGCGCAGAGGCGGAGGGCAGGAGGCCAGGCUUGGAGCAGGAGGUGCAGGAGCUGAAGGAGCGCAACGGGAGCCUCCUGGGCGAACUGGCCCGGCUGGGCCGCGAGCGGGAGAGGCUGCGGGAGGAGCUGCGGGCGCUGCGGGAGCGGGACCCCGGUGCGGGGCUGGUGGUGGAAGCGGGGACCCGGGUGGCCACCAUGGCCCGGGCACUGGAGGCCAAGCGGGAGGAGGCAACGAGGCUGCGGCGGAGGCUGGCGGGGCAGCGGCAGGAGCUGGAGGCGCUGCGGGACCGCCUGGGCCAGGGGGUGCAGGAUGAGGCCGGCGGCCCCCGCACUGAUGCCUGCGUCCUGCGGGAGCUGCAGCGGCGGCUGGAGGCGCUGCUGAGGUCCCAGCACGAGGCCCUGCAGCUCGUGGCGGAGAUGGAGGCCGAGGAGGCCGCGGGGAGAGGAGGCCGCCCCGGCGAGGAUGGGGACGUCGGAGAGGGGCCGCAGGGCGAGGGGACGGGGGGGCUCAGCACCGCGCCAGGCACCCGGCCGGGGGAACCGGAGGCUGCUGGGGGGGCGCGGGUGCUGCAGGAGAGGCUGGAGGAGGCCAGGGCUGAGGCCAGGCGCUGGGAGGCCGCCGCCGCCGCCGAGCGCAGGGCCAAGGAGCAGGCGGAAGCCAGGGAGGCCGAGCGGGAGCAGGAGGCGCGGGAGUUGCGGGAGAAGGUGCAGGGGCUGGAGAGGACCCUGGGGAGGCUCAGCGCCAGGGUGGGCGAGCUCAGCGCCGCCCUCCGGGACAGGGAGGCCAAGACCAAGCAGCUGCUGGCAGAGGCGGAGGCGCUGGCGGCGGCGGUGCUGGCGGCGCGCAGCGACAGCGCCCGGCUGCGGCUGCAGCUCCAGGUGCAGCAGAAAGCCCAUCGGGACGUGGUGGCCGUGUACCGGAGCCACCUGCUCAGCGCCGCUCAGGGCUUCAUGGACGAGGCGGUGCACGGGCGGCUGCUGCGCAUCCUGCGGAUGGAGGAGCGAGGGCAGGAUCCGGCCCGGCAUUAAAGCAGAGCUGGCGGCCCCACAGCGCCUCGUCCUUGGGGUCGGGGGCGUGGGGAGGGGAUGGGGGUCUAUGGGGGGGGGGAAGACCCUGUGGGGUCUGACACCGGUGGAGGGCUCAGGGUGGCCAAUUACGGCCCCGCAGAGGCCGGCCCCACAAAGUCCUGGCCCCACAGAAGCCAAGUCCACAGCGUCCCGGCCCCACAGAAAGCUGGCCCUACAGCAUCCCAGUCCCACAGUAGUCCCAGUCCCUACAGAGUCCUGGUCCCACAGAGGGCCGGUCCUCAUAGAAACCUGGUUCCCAUAGAAGCCGGCCCCACAGAAACCCACCCCAUAAAACCCCUCCCCAUAGAAGCUCGCCCCAUAGAAACCCGGCCCCACAGAAGCCCACCCCACAGAAGCCCACCCCAUAGAACCCCUCCCCAUAGAAGUUCGCCCCUUAGAAGCCCACCCCAUAGAAACCCAGCCCCACAGAAGCCCACCCUAUACAAGCCCCCCCCCAUAGAAGCCCACCCCACAGAAACCCAACCCCCAUAGAAGCCCACCCCCAUAGAAACCCGACCCCACAGAAGCCCCCCCCCCCCCCCCGCAACCCGGCCCCAUA